AUGACAGCAAAAAAAGCGGACUGUAAGAAAUACUUAAAAAGGAAGCAGCAGGAGGCCGACCAGCCACUUCAGGUCCCAGCAGUAGACAGCAGUGUGCCAAGGACAUCAGAACUGUUGGGCAUCACAACUAGAGAUGAUCCAUACGGGAACGGAACAGAGAUGUUUGAUGCCUUCAUCUGUUACUGUCAGAAGGACCUUCAGUUUGUCCAGGAGAUGAUCAGAGAGCUGGAACAAACAGAGUUCAAACUGAAGCUCUGUGUAUUUGAUCGGGAUGUCUUGCCAGGAACGUGUGUGUGGUCCAUCACUGGAGAACUUAUAGAAAGGAGGUGUCGGAGGAUGGUGGUCAUCAUUUCAGAUGAUUACUUGGAAAGUGAUGAAUGUGAUUUCCAGACCAAAUUUGCUCUUAGUCUUUCCCCAGGUGCUCGUCUCAAACGGCUGAUUCCAGUCAAGUGCAAAGCCAUGAAGAACGAGUUUCCGAGUAUCUUACGGUUCAUUACAAUUUGUGAUUACACCAAUCCUUGCACCAAAAAAUGGUUCUGGACAAGACUGGCAAAAUCUCUCUUGCUGCCGUGAUUCAAAGUUAUAAGAUCCAGGUGUUUCCUUUUUUUUUUUCCCUUCCUUUUUUUAAAAAUAUCUCUCCUGGCUGUGCCUUUGGACCGUGGUGUCAUUCAUGAAGUCUUCAACUACUGCAGAACAUCUUUCCUCGCGGUCUGUGUUUGGAGCCCACAACUGGGAACAAAGCAUUUUCUCUAGCACUUUUUCAUGGCUUGAAAGGGGAAAUAAAGCAAUUGCCUGGGUGUUCCUGUUCAAGUCAAUGAGCAACAGUAUCCAGCACUUCAUGUAGUAAGGACUUACACUGAAUAUAUACAUUUAAAGGCUGAGUCAUUAAUGUGGGAAGGCUCUAUUGUAAACAUUGAAUAAAAUCUGGGAAUAUAAAAUGCUGGUAUAAAACAUUAAAUAAUCAAAGCCUCAAACUCCAGGCUUUUUAAAAAAUAUUUCAUGUUAUUUUAAGAGCUGUUUAAUGGAUAUAGAAACUUCUAGGGUUGGGCUGGGAGCUUGUAGGGUGAUGGUGUCUUUUCUAAAUUGCAUUGAAAUCCCAUGGCUGCUCACUGAUGUACAGGAAGUAAGGUUUAAAAUAAGGUUUUAAUCUCAGGCCAUUUCCUACUUGGUGAAUGGCAGGGCCAUGAGAAUGACCAGUUUUGGGAGCCUUGUCUGCAGAGCCGAGCCUGCUCUGCCUGUCCGUUGCCAGUGAGCUGUGUGUCCUGGUCUGUGCUGCAGCCCUGCUGCUUGGGCAGCACGGAGGAAUUUGCAUUGCCAGUCCCUGGUCUGUGCUUGUUCUCAGGGUAGACAGUCUCCUUCAGUCUUUGUUUUUAAAGGAGUAGCAAACAUAUUUUAAUUGUUUAGAAGCACUACAAAGAAAAGAAUGGUUCUCACUUUGUUCUUAGCAAUAUCUGCAGUAUUGCAAAAUUAGAGCAAUUACUCUUGCAGUCAUAACUAAUGCAGCAUUACUGAACUCUGUUUUCUGUUGGAUAUAUUUUGCUCCUUAAGUUUUGUCCCAAUAUGCCUUUUCUGUGUUCAUUUACAGGGUGAAUCCCUUGUCACUAGCAUUUUCUGAGAUAGUCCCUCAGGUUUGCUGUAAGUGAUUAAUUUUUGCUUAUUAAAAGCAAGGACUAUAACAAAGGAUAUGUUCUUGUAACAUACUCUGUCUGUGUUCAGGUCACAUUUAGUUAAGUGCCGUGUUUUAUACCAGCAUUUUAUAUUCCCAGAUCUUAUUAAAUGUUUAAAUUCGAGCCUUCUUGUAUUAGUGAUUCAGUCUUUAAAUGUUUAUUUUUGGUGAAAGUCCUUACUACCCAAAAUGUGAGGUACUGUUGCUCAUUGACUUGAAGAGGAACAGAUCUCUGCACCUUGUGGGAUCAGACCUUAAGUUGUUUGAACUGGAAGAGCUGGCCAAAAUACAGCUUUUUGAGAUGCCUCAAAGAUACAGGGAUAAAUAUCAGAUAAAGAGUGCGUUUGGGCUGCUUCAAAAAAUUAAAGGGUAAUGUUACUUUAAUAGGAAAGCAUAUUUUAAUUAAGUGCCACAAUUAAUCAUUAAUGUAUAUUUGUGAAUGGGGCUAGGAACAACAUUGACAUUUCUCUACAUGUUAGAUUUAGCUUUGAAUUUUGCAGACUUCAGUGCCACUUCAGUGGCUUUCAUCACUUCUUGGUGCUUGGGGGUGGGAGGCAAGGGUGCUGCCCAAAGUGGUGUUUUAAAGGGACCUGUUGGUAUAUUAAACAGAUUUUCAGUAAAUAUUUACUUUCUAAAUAGGGAAGAGAGGAAUUUUGCCUAUGUAUCUGCACUCGUUUGAACUCUACCACUUAGUUCAUUCCUUCAGCCACUGACUCAUGUUGAUUUUAUAGCUUAAUGAUUUACAGUUUACAUGUUUAAGAUUGUAUCUGGUUGUCAGUCUUUUAUAGUUUUUUUUUUUUUUUGUAAAGCAUUACCGCGGCUGAAUUCUUCAGAUAGAGACUUGUGCACCUAUCUUUUUCUCUCUAUGAAGGUGCGUGCUACAAAGGUCUGUCAACAUCCCACUGCUGGUUCCUUCUAGCAGACAGGCCAGUCCUUGACUUCAACAAGAGAAGCGUGUUCACACACCUAACAUUAGUGUCAGGGGACGUUUUUGAAUAGGCCAACAAACUGGGCAUGUUUCUGUCCCUCCUGUAAGUAUAACUGCUACCAUGGUGCUAAGAGAACAUUGGCACCUUUCUGUCUUGCUAGAUCAAGUGAGAAGUCCAUGGGUGUGGGAGGAGAAAAGUUAAGCUGAUGAUGUGCUUCUAAGUCAGUUUAUCUUCACGUGCUGUUGCUCUCAGGCCUCCCCUGCAGAAAUGGAGACAGCUGCUUGCCUUGGCGUUUCUGCAUAAUCGUUAAAUGUUAAUUAUAUAAUAGUUUCUGGAGGCUACUUGAUCCCCCGUCACUCCUGGAGCUUGGAGAAUUCUCAUACUACGGAGUGUCUAUAAACAUUAAUUAUGGGUCAUUACUGGCAGGACUGAACCAGAUUCCUCUUCAUUUAAGAACUGAAA
Struthio camelus australis is the source of this 3057-nucleotide messenger RNA. NCBI's taxonomy places the organism in Eukaryota, Metazoa, Chordata, Aves, Struthioniformes, Struthionidae. The record is from RefSeq and is a predicted model, not a curated record.